Molecule: messenger RNA, 675 nt
Organism: Aspergillus melleus
Lineage: Eukaryota; Fungi; Ascomycota; Eurotiomycetes; Eurotiales; Aspergillaceae
Exons: 1
Coding region: 1-675 (224 amino acids)
Source: RefSeq, a predicted model, not a curated record
AUGGAACAUGAAUUUGGACGGCUGCUAACGGAUGACGAAUGGAACGCGCUCGCCAGCCACACAUACGUAUUUGCAAUUCUACCGGAUAGCAGAGUUCCGAUCGGCGAGCUAAGAUCUGCCAGUCAGAUAGGAUAUACGGUGAGGGAUGAAUACCUAAAUUGGGACGGCCAAAAGGAGUUAAGAAAGGCCGGAAAGAACGACAGGUUCCGGUGGCAGGGAUUAGAAGCCGUCUUUGUGCGCCCACGUGGCAAGAAUGACGAAGGGCAUGUGGUGAAGAAACAGCGUGCCCCAGAAAUUUGGGUCAUGUCAUUAUUGGCAGAUCGGUUGAGAGACGGGAACUUGGUCAAUAUUGAGAAACCGCUGCUCACACGAACCGAAUACCGUAAACUUCGAAACGGCACGGACGCAGAUUAUGAUAUUGUGGACAUCUUCGAGAAGAACGGCCAAGAACCCCCUAUCGAAAUGAGGGGGAGCAGCCGUAAUACUAGUACCGGCUUCGAGCGACCAAUGGCCCGAAUGCCCAAGCAAAUAUCGAAUACCAGAGAAGCUACAAAAGGUCUUAGUCAGUCCGAAGUCGUUACCCUGCUCUACAUACACGAAAAACAGAUGAAGGAGAUGAAGGAACAGGUGGAGAAUAUGGAGAAGAAGAUGAAUGGGACCAAGGAGAGAGUUUAG